This is a messenger RNA of Cladocopium goreaui, 973 nucleotides long. The record is from the annotation of a GenBank genome assembly. Lineage: Eukaryota; Dinophyceae; Suessiales; Symbiodiniaceae.
UUUUGGAUCGAGCCACGCGAUCCAGCUAAGCUGGGGGAAGGAUGGCCAUGGAUCUUGGCUUUGUUGCUGCAGAUGUACUGCGACCUGCACACACUCCUCGUGCCCAACGCCUGGCAGCGAGCGUGCGGAGAGAUGGGGCAAACUUAGUGGGAAACCGUUUCAGUUUUGCCGUCUGUGCCGCUGCUAUAGGUGUUCGAUCACUGAUCCGUGCGCAAAGACCCGCACGCAGGACGCAAACAGCUUUGGCCGUUCGCAGGAAGGACCAGGCAUCAAUUGCCCAUAGCUCAGAGCUCACUGAGGAGGAGGAGAAGGCGCUGAGCCAGGGACUUCCCGUCCAAAGGCAACACGUCUUUGGUAGAGAAGGAACAGGCCUUGUGGUGCUCGAUGUUGAUGCACCCUGGUUUGUCGUUCUGGACCGGCUGAGAUCCUUUCAGGAAUAUCCGCAGAUGAUCCCAGUCAUCAGAGAUGCAGAUAUUCAAUCGAGAGGCUGCGACGCCGAAGGUCAUCAUAAAGUUCAUGCAGACUAUCGAGUCUCCAAGUUCUGGCUGAACAUCUCAGUGAUCCACACGAUUGAUGUUGCGGCAAAGCAGGUCAGCUUUAAGUUGCAUCCCAAUUGCGGCAAGAUGGUUCUGAAGGAAGCCAUUGGCUGCUGGACUGUGACACAGGCCGACGAUCCUGCCAAGAGCCGUGUGACACUAGACGUACAAUUGAAGGCCUCUUCGUUGCUUCCAACCUGGCUUGUCGACUAUGCUGCGAACCGCGCCCUGCGACGAGCCACGUCUUGGCUAAAACCCCAUGUUGAACAUGUGUGGCAAGAGCAGCUGAAGAGAAGCCCAGUGCAUGACGUGGUGCCUGAGAGGCCAUUGCCGUAUUUGCUCGCGUAGGCGCCGGCGCGCUGGACAGCUGAGGCUCAAAGUUUGCAGCGGCGGAAUAACGGUCCAGCUAUUAAUUAGUGGUGGGAGAGGUUAGACAC